Phytophthora infestans T30-4 is the source of this 1014-nucleotide messenger RNA. RefSeq lists its product as uncharacterized. The transcript has 4 exons. The record is from RefSeq and is a predicted model, not a curated record. Lineage: Eukaryota; Oomycota; Peronosporomycetes; Peronosporales; Peronosporaceae. Bases 1 to 1014 code for a protein of 337 amino acids.
AUGACUGCAGUGGCGAACCUGCGCGAUGUCCAGGACCUGCUGACGAUCAGGAAACGCGAUCUGGAUGAAUGGGCGCGACAGGAGAAGGCUGCUCAAGCAGAGUUCCUGACGCUUGUGAGCGGCGGCACGGGGUCAAGUGCUACACCUCGCCCGAGCUUUGCGGCGCUGCAGGGGCUGUUUAAGCGCAAGAUCAAGCGAGCCAAGAAGAAACCAGCUGCGGAGCAAGAAGACGACGACGACGAAGAAGAGGACGAAGCCGAAGACUAUGACGAAGAUGACGACGACGAUGCCGAAGAAGAAGAGGAUGCCUGUCCGUCUGGAUGCGACUUGACUCUGUACGAGAAGGUGCUGACCUUGCGUGAGAAGCGUGCCGAUGUAGACGACGCCAUGGGGGAGCUGAACAAGGCGAUCGAAGAGCUUCGGAAGGCCGGAGAGCGUCAGACAGCCGAGCAACGUGCGAUCAACAAGGAGCUGGCUGCGACGGAGCAGGAUACGCAGCAGUUCCAGAGCAACCAGCUGGACGUCGUGGUGCCGCUCAGUACGCGGCAACUAUGUUGUCUUCAAGCCCCGUCUCCGACUCAGCAGAACUGGACGCUACCUGCUCAAGCUGCUGGCUGCCUCGUGUUCACCACUCGCGCCUUCUCUGCGUUGUCUGAGCGUAUCGAGUCGCUGCAAGCAGAGACCAAGAAGCUGCGUCAACAGUUCCGAGACCUCCACAAGCAGCAGAACGUGCUUGCUAAGGAGAAGCGUCAGCAGCAAGAAGCCAUUGCAAGAGCUCAGGACCGCAGCGAGCAGCUCAUGCGACUGAAAUUUGGACAGCUAGUGGACCUGGAGGUGCUGGAUCGCGCUUGUGACGCGUCUUUGGUUACGCGAGGUCGAAGUGCCGAGUCUGCUGUGCUUAAUGCGCCGGGAGGGGCUUGUGCGUCAUUUGCGACGGGUGAGUCAGGAAUGGCGUUCUCCCAUGCAGCAAUGCAGCCCUCGUCGCCGUCUACGUCACCGCCAUCUUCACCAUAA